GUCGCAAAUGGCUGUACAUUUUCUAUGCUUAGGAACAGCUUCAUCUGAAAAAGAGAACAGAUAGUCCUGUGUUAUGGAACACAACUCCACUAUAAUUUUAUUUACUGAAUUCUGCGAGAGUGGGAUCUAAUAAAAAGAAGCAAAUCAGAGACCGUUUCCUGCCUACGUGAUUAAUAUUUUGAAGGUUGCCUGGAUAUAACCUACCUCAUUUUCUUGGUCAUAAAGCAGCCAGCAUUUCAGUCUUUCCUAUCACACCAAGAAGCAUGGAAGCCAUUGCAAAUUUUGAUUUCAAGGCAUCAGGAGAAGAUGAAUUGAGUUUCCGGGCUGGAGACAUCCUGAAGAUCUUAAGCUCUCAAGAAAAUUGGUACAAGGCUGAGCUAAACAGCUAUGAAGGAUAUGUCCCAAAGAAUUACAUAGAUCUUCACACUCCCAGCUGGUUCCAGGAAGGAGUAACCCGUCAUGAGGCUGAGAAAAUGCUCAGGGACAAAGAAAUUGGCUCUUUCAUCGUCCGAGCUAGUCAGAACUCCUCAGGAGACUUCUCCAUCUCUGUCAGGCAUGAAGACGACGUUCAGCACUUUAAAGUGAUGAAGGACACAAAAGGGAACUACUUUUUAUGGAGUGAGAAGUUCCAGUCACUAAAUAAACUUGUGGAGUACUAUAAGGUUGUUUCUAUCUCCAAACAUAUGCAGAUCUUCCUGCGGGAGGAGACCAAGAAAGAACAACAGGAAGCAUGUGUUUUGAAGCAGACCAAAAAGAAACAGGACAUGAAUUACCCACCUGCAAAGGAAGCAGGAGCAUCAGGAUACAAGAAAGAUGUGGGUCAAUGUACUCCUUUGCACCACAAGCAGGACAGGCGUGGCAGGAGUCUGGAUAUUCAGGAUGGGCCCAAGGGCCAAAGAGACCAUGGAGAAGGGAGUGUGCCAUCCAUGUUCAGGAGACACACCGAUCCAGCACAGCAGCCACAGCGAUCACGAUGGGUCCGUGCCUUGUAUGACUUUGAGGCAAUGGAGUGUGAUGAACUCGGGUUCUGCACUGGAGAUGUUAUAGAAGUCCUGGACAACUCUGAUGCUUUGUGGUGGAAAGGCUGUUUACAUGGACAACGUGGUCUCUUUCCUGCCAACUACGUAGGGCCUAUGACUUGGUGAAUUCACAUGGUUUUUGACUGUGUUUUAAUUAGGACAUUCCAUGUUAUCAAUAGCAGAAGACAUCUUCAAAAGACCAAGUUACAUAGUUUUUCACAGUCAUAUUAUUAGCUAUUUGGUAGUUUUGUUCAAGCAUACUAUCUUCUCUCCCAGAUCAAACACAGAAGAAAGCAGUUUUGCAUUCAUCACAGCAGACUUGAGUUUUGUACAGCUCUUAUAUGAACCAGUGGUAACAGGAAUAUUCUCCUUGGAGUAGCUUUUCAGUUAUUUCAAAAUUUAUUGAGUGUUUUUAAUUUGAAAAGUAGAUGAAGGUAUAUCAAAUUUUCUAAAUGUACAUAUAAUAUACAUUAAUUGUUCACGGUUUUUUUCUAAAGUUCAGCUCACCUGACAGGCAAAUGACUGUUUACUAAGUAGACUGAUGUACCAAUUUACUGAUGUACUAUUUACUGAUUACAUCAGUCAUUUGCUGCCCAAGCACAGGAGAAUGCUGAGCUCAUGUUCCCACUGGGAAAAAUGCAGCAUAACUCCCAUUAAGUACAGUUUGGCUUGGAAUUUGUCUCUAUAUGCCUUGAUUGCUUGAUCAUUAAGACUUUAUUUUCCCAGUAAGAAAGCUUUACAAUAUCAUUCUUAAUUUUGACUGUUCUUCCAGACAUCAUUACAAAGGUGCAUAUGUAUGUUUAUUCCACUCCACAAUAAUCACCUCAGUUUUUUCCCCUCCUAAUUAUAUGAUUUGCUGUUGCUCUUUCACUUUGUUUUCCUUUUGCUUGGGCCUUAUUUGGGAUUAUUAGUUACAGAACAAAGCAGAGGACCCCUCACAGGAGUUCUAAGCUGCAGAGAGGUUUAGAUCAGGGGUCUC
Varanus komodoensis (Komodo dragon) is the source of this 1998-nucleotide messenger RNA. It is a transcript of the gene GRAP2, whose product is annotated as GRB2 related adaptor protein 2. The coding region runs from base 264 to 1145 and encodes 293 amino acids. Gene Ontology annotation, molecular function: protein binding. The record is from RefSeq and is a predicted model, not a curated record. The transcript has 9 exons. Lineage: Eukaryota; Metazoa; Chordata; Lepidosauria; Squamata; Varanidae.